GACGGUUUACCGGUUUAAGAUACCUCUUGUCUGUUGGUAGUCCGACUAUUGUUGAAGGGUGAUUGGAUUUCAUUUGAAAGUAUGGCGUUUCUGGCAUCCACAUUAGGAAAGAUUGUUGAUGAAUUCCGUCUUGACAAUCUUAUCAAUUUUGAAAUACGAAACCUCGAGCUCUGCUAUUCUUUCCCCUUUGUCAAUGGAUUGAGACUUUGCAGUUUUUCGAUGAUAUAAAUAGUUGUGAUUUGCUCUUUCAAUAAGUUCCGUGUCUCCGAAAACCAACUACUGCUUACUCCUACUUCAGAACAUGAGUGAUAAUUUCUUGAAGUUCAACUCAAGGAGAUCCACAGUUUACUCCACCAGGGGGAUAGUUGCGUCGAGUCAGCCAUUGGCCAGUGCUGCCGGGAUUAAAAUAUUAUCACUUGGAGGAAAUGCUCUUGAAGCUUCGAUCGCCGUUAGUGCUGCUUUAUGUGUGGUUGAGCCUACUUCCACAGGGAUUGGAGGAGAUUGUUUUGUAUUGUUUCAGCUGAAAGAGUCUAAAAAAGUGGAAGGGAUUAAUGGUUGUGGAAGAGCUGCUGGAAAAUUGACUAUACAAGAUGUUUUCGAUCUUGAGAAUAAUGGUAAUCCUUUGAAAAGAAUUCCUAAUCAAUCGGUUCUCUCCAUUACGGUUCCUGGUGCCAUUGCAGCAUGGCAAGAUUCUUUUGAGAAAUGGGGGUCCGGCAAGGUGUCUUUCGAACAAAUCUUACAACCGGCCAUUGAUUUGGCUAACGAUGGCUUUGGAGUUCAUGAAAUUGCUUCUGAUCUUUGGAAUAAGUGUGAGAAAAAGCUUAUAUCUCAAAAUCCAAAGGUUGAUCCUUUGCAAAAUCCUCUUUUGUUGAAUGGUAAAGCACCAAAGGAAGGAGAUUUCAUUGAUAAUAAACCUUUGGCUGAUGCACUUAGGCUAAUUGCAAAAAAUGGUAAAAAAGCUUUUUAUGAAGGCCCAAUAGCUGACGCAAUUAUCAAAACCACUGAUGCAAAACAUCAUAAGCUCACGAAAGAAGAUUUAAUUAAGCACGAAUCAACUUUUGUUGAUCCUAUUUCUAUUGAGUUUGGUGAUUAUAAAGUUUGGGAAAUACCUCCAAACGGUCAAGGUUUAGUUGUACUCAUAGCUUUAGGAAUAAUAAGAGAACUCAAUAACUUGGGGAAAAUAAAUUUAUCAACUUUAAAGCAUAAUUCUUCUGAAUAUUUACAUCUUUUAAUCGAAACUUUGAAAAUCGCCUUCAAAGACGCUGAUGAAAUCAUUGGUGAUCCAAAAUUUGAUGAUGUACCUGUGAAAGAAAUUUUGUCUUCAGAUAAUCUUCAAAGAAGAGCAAAACUAUUCAAUCCCGAUAAAGCCUUGGAUUUGGCUACUGUUGAAAGUCCUUUGCCAGGCCAUCAUCAUCGCUCUAACACGGUUUAUAUAUCAGUCACCGAUUCUGAGGGUAAUGCUUGUUCCUUCAUCAAUUCUGUUUAUUACGGAUUUGGAUCUGGUAUCCUUGUUGAUGAUUUCGGAUUUUGCUUGACCAACCGUGGAGCUAACUUCAACUUAACUUCGGGAUUGAACAACUGCCUUGAGGGGGGUAAGAGACCAUAUCACACGAUUAUUCCGGGCUUCAUCACCAAUUUGGAAAACGACUUUUUUGCAAGUUAUGGUAAUAUGGGUGGAUUUAUUCAACCGGUUGGUCAUGUUAUUCAUUUUUUGAAUUUAACUUUGUUUCAACUCAAUCCUCAACAGUCAAUUGAUAGUCCUCGUUUCUCUCUUCGUCCUUCAGAACUGGGAAUCGACACCGGCCGUGGUGGUGGUGGUCCGGCAUCCACAGAAGUCACUGUAGUGCAACUUGAAGAUGGUAUACCAGAAGAUGUAAUUCAGGAUUUGCAAAAACUAGGUCAUUCGACAGAGGUCAUUAGCGGAUAUGAACGAUCUACUUUUGGCAGGGCCCAAAUUAUAAAAAAUGAAUCAAAAUCUGGUAAAUUAUUACAUUCUGGUGGUUCCGACCUAAGGGGUGAUGGAGCUGCCGUGCCCUUCUUGUGACCUCUACUUUUAUAAUUUAUAUAGAUAUAUAUGUGCUCAGAGUGAUGGGUUAUAUUAAUUUAC
Messenger RNA from Hyphopichia burtonii NRRL Y-1933, 2107 nucleotides. It is a transcript of the gene ECM38, whose product is annotated as Ecm38p. The transcript has a single exon. The record is from RefSeq and is a predicted model, not a curated record. The coding region runs from base 302 to 2044 and encodes 580 amino acids. NCBI's taxonomy places the organism in Eukaryota, Fungi, Ascomycota, Pichiomycetes, Serinales, Debaryomycetaceae.